Gambusia affinis (western mosquitofish) is the source of this 3428-nucleotide messenger RNA. It is a transcript of the gene hnf4b, whose product is annotated as hepatic nuclear factor 4, beta. Gene Ontology annotation, biological process: anatomical structure development; positive regulation of transcription by RNA polymerase II; cell differentiation. The coding region runs from base 1755 to 2825 and encodes 356 amino acids. Gene Ontology annotation, molecular function: zinc ion binding; nuclear receptor activity; RNA polymerase II cis-regulatory region sequence-specific DNA binding. Lineage: Eukaryota; Metazoa; Chordata; Actinopteri; Cyprinodontiformes; Poeciliidae. The transcript is spliced from 10 exons. The record is from RefSeq and is a predicted model, not a curated record.
AGGAAGCUUCUCAACUCACCAAAAGAACAUUUGGAGUCGCACUAUAGGACUAGAUGCUCCCUCAGAAGACAAAAAAAUAAAUAAAGGAAAGAGUCUGAAUUGAUGAUUAAGACCAGUGAGAAAGAGGCACUGAACUGAGUGAGUAACCUCACUGACACUGGUCGAGUUUUGCAGAUCAGGCUUGAAACCCAUCAAACCAUCUGAACCAUGAAGCUUCCUGGGACAAUCAUUCUUGCAGCAGCCACUGAAGACUUUAACAGUUCCCUGCUGAUUCCACUACCAGGAAAUGCAACAGACAAUCAAGCCUAGAACAUUUCUACUCACAGGUAAAAUCUAGUUUGUGCUCUUGUUCAAAAUAUGCAGGCUUCUUACAAAUCAGUUGGUGACAAAAUAUUCUAACAACUUUUUUUUCCCUCAUUACAGCCACAAGAGCUGUUAGAAUUGUUAGAAAUUUGUAUUACAGAACAGUGCGAUGUAAUUUAUGAUUACAAAUUCGAGGUGAAAAGAAUACAUUGUUCCAAAAAGUCGUCAUGGAGUUUUCACAGAGAAGCUGGAAAUGGUCUCAUAAAAUUGCACAUAAAUGUGGAUUUUAUUUACUAAUUAGGUGACGUAUGAAGGCAUUUAGUUUCAGUGGCUACUUUCAUAUGCUCACUACACGUUUUAGUUGUUUAUUUAUUUAGUUUAUUUAUUUAUUAUUUACAAUAAAUAAAUAAAAAAAAUUCCUCACUACAAUUAUGCGCCAAUUUGUGUUUGUCCAUCACAUGAAAUAAUAAUAACUAAGUUUCUGGUUGAGACGUGGCAAAACGUUUCAGGUCCAAGAAUGUUUUGCAAGGCAAAAUACAUUACACAUCAACACGUCGUUUCAAGUCAAUAUUAGUUUACAUUUCAUAAAUCGUCAAUGAUCUGAAAAUCCUUCUUCCAAUUAAGCCUCUGCGGAGCUGAAUCAGGCUCCUUCUCUUCUGUCUUAAGUGGAGCGCUUUUAUCACCAGGCUGCUCUUCAAAUCCAUAUAACUGCGAGGCGAACGUAUUCUAAUCUCUUAAUUCAAUCUAACUGAUCUUUGACCACAGAAAGCCUUUUCCUUGUUAAAUCGUAAUCCCCAGCUGCCUCAUCUGCUUAAACGAAGUGUGCAAUUUGCAGACAUUAUUGCCUGGGGUCUGUACAGUCUCCACAGCAGCAGUCAAACACUGGCAGCGUGCGCUUUAGAGCAACAUGGAAGGGAGGUCUGCCUGCCCGUAGUAAAAUUAGCCAAAGGAGAGUGCUGGACUUUGCUUCACAUUGACCUCUAGCUGUUUUAAUUAAAUGGGGAGUUUCCUUCUCCUCCUGAGUAAUAACUGGCAGAGCUCCUCAGAGGGCCCUUGGCAUUCACACUCAAAGCAGUGAUAAGUCUUCAAACUGUAUAACCCUGCUUUUAAUAUCAUCACACUCAACCAAACUGGACGAUAAAACAACGGCCAGAUGAUUCUGGUGUUCUGAAGUCUUACCCCUGCAUACAAGUGUUGGUUUCCACAGAGGGGAGAUUAGAAUUAAUGUGCCCUAGUUGAUGAGAGGGCUCAACACAUACUCUCCAUCCUGGAGUCUGUUUGGUUUCAACACAGCUGAUGUUCUCAGGAGGUUGUGACAGAAAUGCCUCUGGAGUAAAGUUGUUUUGUUUUUUUUACCCUUAGGCAUGUUUACUAUAAGUAGCUCAAUCAUUAGCCUGGGAUUGUUUUUCUCUGCUAUCUUAUAAUCUGCAGAUGCACCAGAGUCGGUGUCCAUGUUGUCAGCUUCCCAGACUUAUGGUGGUGGGAGUCAUUGCUUCAUAUGUGCAGACAGAGCCACGGGUAAACACUACGGUGCGUCUAGCUGUGAUGGCUGCAAGGGAUUCUUCAGGAGGAGCAUUCGCAGCAACCAAACAUACAACUGCAGGUUCAACCGGCAAUGUGUCGUGGACAAAGACAAAAGGAACCAGUGUCGUUACUGCAGACUGCGGAAAUGUUUCAAGGCUGGAAUGAGAAAGGAAGCUGUUCAGAAUGAGAGAGACUGCAUCAACCCCCACAGAGUGAAGGGACAACCAGUAGGAACUCUGUCCAUCAACGUGUUGCUGCAGGCGGAGAACAGCGUGCAACAGAGUCAUGAUAUCAGCACCAAGAAAACAGCCUGUGUGGGAGACGUGUUUGAAUCGAUGAAGCAACAGCUCCUCCUGCUGGUGGAAUGGGCCAAACAUAUCCCAGAGUUUUGCAGCCUUCACAUAGAUGACAGAGUAACUCUUCUACGAACCCAUUCUGCUGAACAUCUGAUUCUGGGAGCAGCAAGACGAUCGCUACCCUAUAAUGACGUCAUUCUUUUAGGCAACGACUUUGUGAUCCCCCUGAGAGGAGCUGAGUUGGAAGUGUCCAGAGUGGCUAUCAGAAUCCAGGAGGAGCUCGUCAAGCCUCUCAGGGAACUGGACAUUACAGACAAAGAGUUUGCUUGCCUCAGAGCCAUAGUUUUCUUUGCUCCAGCAGACUGUCCAGGCCUGGAGAACCCUCAGGUGAUCCGAUAUUUGCGUCUCCAGGCCCACGUUCUACUAGAGGAAGCGACGUGUGAUCAGAGAGGAAGGUUAGGAGAACUUCUGCUGGUUCUUCCUGCGCUGCAGAGUGUUUCCUGGCAAAUGGUGGAAACCCUCCAUUUGGCAAAGCUGCUCGGUGAAGCCAGACUGGACAGCCUGCUGCAGGAGAUGCUGCUUGGAGAGGGAACGGCAACAAAUCAAGGGCAGGCUGCCGGCAGUAUCCUGAACUGUGAGCGUCAGAAUGACCUCAGACCUUCUCCUGCCACCUUCAACUCUGAGCUCCCAUGCUUCAACUAGUCUUACCGUCGUCAUGCUGCCCACACAGACUGGCACUGAGGUGUACAGACAUGGAGAGGCUGCCAAUGUACCCACAUUGUACCAGAGGUCUAUGUCUGCUACAAGUAAACAACUAAAGGAGCAGCAAUUCAACUGAAGGACGAGUGGAGUCCUACAAGGCCUUCAGAGGAACUCAAGCAGACAUAUAGAGACUCAACCACAAACUCAAUAAUGAAAGAAAAACGCAUAGAAAUAAACAAGUUGCUUACGCCAGCUAGCAUUUAUUUUUUUAAAGAUAUAUAUUGCUUUUUUAAAUACAUUUGAAAAGUGAAGUUUCAAAUACAGACAGGAAUCAAACAACUGAACUGAUAAUAUUUAGAAAAUCAUCAAGAAAAAAAAGAGGAAGAGUAUUUCUGAUACUGGAGUCACUGAACUGAAGUGAACUGUGUUGUCCAGCAGAGGGAACUAAAAGGCUGUUAUUUGACAUUUUCAAAAGAUUUAUUUUAUAAAUUAACACCAGGAAAACAAUUGUUUACUUUUAAUCUCCCUUAACUAGCUCUUUAUAUACACAAAACUGACCACACAACUUCUUAAUAUUAAAAGAUAAUUCUCUUGGUCCAGAAA